Molecule: messenger RNA, 809 nt
Organism: Bradysia coprophila
Lineage: Eukaryota; Metazoa; Arthropoda; Insecta; Diptera; Sciaridae
Product: putative cytochrome P450 313a4
Molecular function (GO): monooxygenase activity; iron ion binding; heme binding
Source: RefSeq, a predicted model, not a curated record
GAAUCAUAACGAAGACACGAAAGGAAAUUCAUGUGAAAUUGACGAGUUCGGCAAAGCUCGCUAUAACAUCUUUAUUGACGAAAUUGUCAGACUAUCAAUUGAUCGUAGAUGUUUUACCGAACAUGAAAUGCUAGUACAAGCUUUUACAAUGAUGUCUGGGGGAUUCGAAACUACAGCUUUAACUGUCUCAUAUAUUGUACUAAUGUUGGCUUUACAUCCCGAGUACCAAGAAAGAGUUUUUGAAGAACUUCGUGAAAUUUUCACAGACCAACGAUCUGAUGUGACUGCGGAGGAUAUCUCAAAGUUCAAGUACACGGACCAAUUUAUCAAAGAAACAAUGCGAUUUACUCCAACCGUUCCAUUUGUAACCAGAUACGCGAAAAAAGAUUUUCAAAUUGGAAAACACACAGUGCCAGAGGGAACCGAGUUAAUUGUAUCUAUUUUCCAUUUGCACCGAAAUACCGCUAUUUAUGGGGAAACCGCAGACACUUUUGAUCCAGACCAUUUCCUUCCAGAAGUUGCUAGAGACAGACAUCCUUAUUCGUUCGUUCCGUUUUCCGCAGGAAUGCGCAAUUGCAUCGGCAUGAAGUAUGGACACAUUGUGGUUCGUAUGUUUGUGGCAUGGAUCGUUCGAAAUUAUCGCUUUACAACAAACUUAAAAAUGGAAGAACUCACUUUCAGGAUGAAUAUUACAAUGAAAUUAGCACAAGGUCACAUGGUUCAAGUACAUAAACGAGAAAAUUAUUGAGAAACAUUCAACUGAAAUAUAAAUGUGAAGUCAUUCAAUCUGUACGCAAUUCAAUUUUAAA